Messenger RNA from Darwinula stevensoni, 1194 nucleotides. NCBI's taxonomy places the organism in Eukaryota, Metazoa, Arthropoda, Ostracoda, Podocopida, Darwinulidae. The record is from the annotation of a GenBank genome assembly.
AUGGGAAGACAAUUGAGAUCCACUCACAAGACCAAUGACCACAUAUCUAUUCAGAAUGUGAAAUGGAAAAUGAGAAGACACAUGAUCAUCUGUGGAAAUUUUGCACAUAAACAAAAUUGGAUGGACAAGAUCCCAACGGUUAUGUUGGUUUCAUGUAGGCCAUCUGUGGUGUUCAAGUACAAUGAAGCUACUUGGGUUAUGAAGGCUUUAUGUGCAAUUUCAACAGGAGUGGCAUCCUCAGGAAAGGACCUCUGCAACACCAUGAGGGCGAUGAAGCAAGUGGACCAUGCUGACUCAGGACUCAUUCCUAUGCUGGUCAAGUUCAUUCAAGACCACUACGAAAUAAAUGAACAUUUUCAUGAAUCGCGGCCAUGUCAAUUGUCGAAAAGUGUCAAGAUUUUCAAAAGUCUUGCCUCUGUUCAUUGGGCGAAGGCUUGCAGAAAGACAGAGAGGUUUUUAGUGAGUAAUGCCAAUUGGCUGGAAGUGGUAUUCCAAUGGCCACAGAUUGGCUGUUGCAAGAUUCCUCUUCGAGUGGCCUCCAUUGGAAGGCCAGAAAAACCAUUCCAUGAGAGUGGCGACAGGUCUAAAUGUCGAAAAACCGCAACAUUGACACAGAUGGCAUCACCUGAAGAGUUGGCAUUUGCAGCACAAGUAAAGCUUCGACAAGAGAGAAAGUUUGAUGCCGCCAACUUAUUGAAAGACGUCGUUCAAGCAUCACCAGCCAGGCUCAAAGAAAUGGCAACAGCCUAUGUUCAGGCCAAAAGGAAACAGGAAGUCAAACCAUUCACACCCGAUGAAGCUCUUGCCCUGUAUAUAGAGGCAGACUUGUCAAGGUCCAGCUAUGAAUUGAUACGAAAGGAAGCCAAGGUCCGGAAUGCAGACAUUUAUCCCCGAGUUGCUGUAGUGCUCGAAGGUUUCCCCGAAACGAGACACCGCCACGGAGUGCCCGGUCUUCGCGGAACGGCAUUAGGUCCUUCGGGCGUGUCCGCCUUCCACACGCACUUCCCCCUCCGGCCCUCGCGGAAGACGGAUCCUUCCAAGUUUACGGAGAGAGUGGCCGCGAGCGGCCGUGUAGACAGGGUUGCUAGGCGUACGAGAAGGAUGCCCAAGCCUUUGACCCGAAGGGACCUCUGCAACACCAUGAGGGCGAUGAAGCAAGCGGACCAUGCUGACUCAGGAGUCAUUCCUAUGCUG